This is a messenger RNA of Phalacrocorax carbo (great cormorant), 6395 nucleotides long. Lineage: Eukaryota; Metazoa; Chordata; Aves; Suliformes; Phalacrocoracidae. The record is from RefSeq and is a predicted model, not a curated record.
GAGAUUGAUUUUUUUUUUUUUAAGCUAAUUUUUUCUAUCAGUUAAGAAUUUUUUUAAUGUAAAUGGAAAAAUUAGAAACACUGUCUGAAGGAAAUCUUCAUGUGGAAAAAAAUCUUUGCUACUCAGUUUCUGCCAGAAAAAUAAGGAAAAAACUGCUAGAGAAUUUGCAUUUAAUAACACUUCUGAAGAAUAGAGGCUCCAAGAAAAACAUCGCUUAUUUUUUCCAUAGUGUACUUAAUACACAUUAUAAUGUAUCCAACAAGAAUUAGUAACAAACUGAAAAACAAAAGAAAGGGCAAGGAAGAAGAAAGUCAAGAAAUGUCUACCAAUCUAAAAUACCUUUCCUUGGGCAUCCUGGUUUUCCAGACCACGAGUUUAGUCUUGACCAUGCGUUAUUCUCGGACACUGAAAGAAGAAGGGCCUCGUUACUUAUCCUCUACUGCAGUAGUUAUUGCUGAACUACUGAAGAUUUUGGCCUGUGUUCUAUUGGUCUACAAAGACAGCAAGUGCAAUUUACGGACUCUGAACAGAGUGCUACACGACGAAAUCCUUAAUAAACCCAUGGAAACUCUUAAACUUGCUAUUCCGUCAGGAAUUUAUACUCUUCAGAACAACUUGCUGUAUGUAGCAUUGUCAAACCUAGACGCAGCCACAUACCAGGUUACGUAUCAACUGAAAAUUCUUACCACAGCAUUGUUUUCUGUGUCCAUGUUGAGCAAGAAGUUGGGUGUAUACCAGUGGCUGUCAUUAGUACUACUGAUGACAGGAGUGGCGUUUGUGCAGUGGCCUUCAGACUCUCAAGCGACAGCUGCUAAGGAACAUUCAGCAGGAUCUCAGUUUGUAGGCCUGAUCGCAGUUCUUAUAGCGUGCUUUUCUAGCGGAUUUGCUGGGGUUUAUUUUGAAAAAAUAUUAAAGGAAACGAAGCAGUCUGUGUGGAUCAGAAACAUUCAGCUUGGAUUUUUUGGUAGCAUAUUCGGACUGAUGGGUGUGUACAUUUAUGAUGGAGAACAACUGUCAAAGAAUGGAUUUUUCCAAGGAUACAAUAAACUGACUUGGAUAGUUGUUGUUUUACAGGCACUUGGAGGGCUGGUGAUUGCUGCCGUUAUAAAAUACGCGGACAACAUUUUAAAGGGAUUUGCAACUUCUCUCUCUAUUAUACUGUCAACAUUGAUCUCCUAUUUCUGGCUGCAAGAUUUCGUCCCUACAAGUGUCUUUUUCUUCGGAGCCGUCCUUGUAAUAGCAGCUACUUUCCUAUACGGUUAUGAUCCCAAACCUGCAGGAAACCCCAUUAAGGCAUAGCAGACUUCCUCAACGACCUGCUUCUCAAGACCACACGUUGGGGGCCUCGCUAACAGCGGUGUGUGGGAAGCGUCACUCUGCACUGCGAGGAAAGGAUUGCUGCCAGAACCUAUUGGAGAAAUGCUUAUGAGUAGUUUUGAACAGCCGGAGGGGUUAAAGGUGGAUGAUGAUACUGUCUGAAAGUGAUGAACAAAAAAAAUAAUGGCAAGGGAAGGCCCGGUGCACCUUGCUAAUAAAAACUUGAAAGGAACAAAAAGUUUCCAAGAAACUGCAAUUUGGAAUGUUUACAGCUUUGACUGGGAUUGCAUCAAAAGAAUUUACUGUAUUGACUGCUGCAGAAAUACGUCCUAUGCACUCUUUGAAAGAGCACACGUCAGAUUGUACGUUUUUGCAAUUUGACUCUAUUUAAUCUCGGUAAAUGUUUUUAACUGUCUAUUUACAUGGAAUCGGCUGAAUACACACAUCAUAGUUCUAAAGUGAUGGUUCUGAUUAGAUAUUCCUUAUUAAAACUGUGAAGAUUGAAGUAUGAUCGAAAGACACUUUCACAAUGUCAAAUAUUUUUAUAUUUUUAGAAGGGCGAUUUAAUAACAGAAAUCUGUGUUCUGUUGCUUAUAUAAAACUAUUGUAAGAAUGUUAACAUUCUCACCUAAGUACACAAAGGGAGAAAUUCAGAGCUGGAGAGCUGUGUUGAUGCGCCAGCCUUCGUCAGGAUAGCCUGUAGUGUUCCGACAGAGGCGAUAACUCUGGGAACGGAGGCCAGAGGUUGCGGCACUACCCUGGCACUAAGAGGAGGGUUGUGAUGGAGUGCUUGCUCAGAUGUGUAACGUGCAUUCUUUUCAUUUUUAUUGAUUAUAAAUCAACUUGUUGGUAGAACCUUUGAAGUAGUUUUUGUGCUUUAAAUAUCCUCUGGGGAUUUUUUAAUCACAAUUUUAAAAAAGCCCAUAAUAAACAUUUUAAAUGCAUUAUUGUCUGUAAGAGCUCCAGCUGGAGCUAUUAUGGUAUAUCAUCUGUACACUGUACUGUACUUUAUUACAGAGGUGUUUUUUUUAAACAAGUGUUGUUUACUCAUGAACUCUCCAAGGCGCUUUCGGUCCGAUUCUCUGUAAUGGCUUGAUUAGAGAUUUUUCCAUUAUUAUCACCAUUAUUAUUACUACUUUGUUCUGGGAGUCCUUGAGCCAACAGACGAAACUGGGUUCUCUGGAGGUAUUCAGUCUACUAGUGGAAUUACUUUAGUAGGAAACAUAAUGAAAAAGUUAUUAAUUGUGCAAUAGGUAAAUAUAAAAGCAUGCUCUUCUGUUUUAAACCAAAAAGAAACUUCACAAAGAAACCUAGAUGCAGUUAGGAGUUAGCUCAGUUAGACUGUUACGGGCACUUCACUUGUUGGAGUAUUAGCAUAUAGCCAGAAACGACAAAAAAGAAAAAAAGCAGAAUUAAGAAACAAAAAUGCUGUCUUAAAUAUCACUUGUUUUCAGGAAACCUGUUCACAGUGGAUAUUCAUGUAGAGUGACUUCGUAUCCACAUUACACUGGUGAAGGUACAGACAAAGACGUGUCAAUAGUCUCUUACCUGUAGAAUGGCAAGAGGUUAAAAUGUACGAUUUCCUUUUUUCCCCCCCUCAAGCUCUUUUUUUUCCAAUUCUGUCUUGUGCUAAUGAACACGUUGAGAAGAGAGAGGCGUUUUAAACUGUUUACCGAAGUACCUCAUCCUCUUUUCCACCUUUCAGUGGUGGAUUGACAAGGAGAUCCUGUGAGAGUGCUCUGAGAAUUUUAAUGAAGCAUUGUAAAUGGGAAAGGAAAAAUUCCAUUUACGUCAGCCACGUAAAAAUCGUGUUUUCCUUCUGUUGGCAAUGACAUGGAUUAUCAACUUUUCAUUUGUUUAUCGUAGAAGGGCAAGACAUCAAAGAAAUUUCGGAGUUAUGCCAAGGGCUUGAUAAGCUUUGUGAACUGUGAAUCUAUCCCAGCACGCCGUAAUUGCGGGAGCUCUGCUACUUGGUAGUCAAAAUUAUCACGUAUUACCCUAAGUUGGCAUUCUGUGUUAAUAUUAAAUCUUUUGCCUACAACACUCAGUGUGGCAAAAUCUUUGAAAAAUUUUGCCUCUGAAAUACAGCAUGAGGUAAGACGCAUAGAACAGUGGCUCGCGGCGUGGCUCUGAAAGGAGCUGAGAAGCGUUGGUAGUGAUAUCUGGGAUGGAGUUUGGCCUACAUGAUAGUGCUUUUAAUUUCAUGAAUCUCAGUGGUGGAAACGUUCAGGUGAUGUUGUAAUUGGUUACUGCCUUGAAGAAUUUCUCCAGAAAACAUAAGAAGCGGGUUGAGAACACUUUAACGCCAGUUGCACAGGAAGGGACCAAACAGACCAAAUAAUCAGCAGGUUGCUGGAGUUCUGUUACAUAUAACCCAGUUUAAUUUUCCAGGUGCACCCGUCAGUAUUUGGUAAUACUGAUGGGUUUAAAGGCAAGAACAGGAAUGGGUGCUCGAAGCUUUUGAAUAGGGCGCCGUACAGCUUUGGAGAACGAUGUAGCUACCGCACUAAGGCACAGUAACUGCUCUGUAGAUCGGUGGCUCUUCCAUCCUUUUGAUUUGCAGUUCCGUUAAAUUUUCCAGUAGAGGGGUAGAUCUCUUCAUACGCUGUUGCUGUGAAGGAAAUACGAAUUUGCAUUUUUAGCUCUCUUUCCUUUACAGGCUAACGAAGGACUCUGGCCUGAGACCCUCCAGGUUGAAAAGCGUAAUUGUAGGCAGAGGGAGGAUGGCGUGUGUUUCUUGAGAACAGGAAGGGCUCGAGGAGGGCUUACUGGUUUCUGUAACACUUGCAAUCUCAGAGCAUAUGCACGUUUUCUCAUUGAGAUACUUUUGUAUCUGGAUUUUAAAAUUAAAAACAGACAACAAAAAAAAGGAGGCAGGUUAAGUCUAUAACUCAUUAACUAACCAAAGAAGCAUAGCUAGCACAGAGCACGGGGAAGUAGGGAGUAGUGUGCUUUGAGUUUGUCCUAAAAGCAAUCUAGGAGUCAUAACUUUCCAAAAACAAGGCUGUCUUUCUGAAAUAUUUUUAUGACUUUUAGACUAUGGAUUGGUUAGUUUAGUUGUGUAUCGAAUGAGGCUAACCCAUACUUAGCAGAAUUUUAUUUAAAUAUUUAUAAAGUUUUAGCUAGGUAUUUAUUUGCAAUAACUUGAAUUAUGUGGGGUUUUUUAAAGAUUUGCAUAAUGGGAGUAUUUAUUGAAUACUUGGAUAUUUGGUAGUUUUAUUUGAGAGUCUCUGGGAUACGAGAUAAAUGGUCAAAUAACAAUGAUCUUAGAACUAUCUUCAGAGCACAAUGAAUCAGCCGUUCAGUGGCCCAAAAUCUUGAGUCUAAUAAAGUAAGGUAAACUUUUCUUUAAGGUUUGUAUUUCUGUGCUAUCCACAAGUGCCCAAUAAUCUUUUUCUCAAAGAAUUCAGAUAAUUUUAUAGUUCUCUUCAACUUCUUUGUUUUAGACAAACGGUAAGAAAACUUCCCUUUUUGUUUGCUUUAAUAAUAGGUAGAUUAAUGCUCUAGAACCGGCCUCUACAAGAUCACACCUUGGGGUUUUUAAUGUAACUUUUUAGAAACUAUUAUUUUAUUUUUCCUCCAAAAAAAAAAAAUCUUACUUUGGUAGCAUAUGCUUGAGUUUCAGUUACUCGUACAGUCCUCUCACAGCUUUUUAGAAGUACACAAUUGUUUUGUGUUCCUAACUUAUUUUUAUGGCUGUAAUUAAAAAACUGUAAUGAUUUUGUUAAAUUGUUUUAAAAUUGAUAAAUGAAACGUUGCAUUUCUUCUGUUUUUUGUUGUCAGUAACUUUCAUAUUUUAAUAUAUUUCCUUACCGGCCAUGCACGUUCUGUUGUAUUUAAGCAAUCAUCGCUUUCCAAAUCUGAAGUUGUUCAUUUUCCUCCUGUUGACAGUGUGUCUUGCUGGAUAUUGUGAAUGAGGAAGAUAAUUCAUUUUCACCUCUGAAAUCCAUGUUUUGUAAGAAUGAGAUAUUAAAAAAUAUUAAGUGGGUUUUUGUGUACUAGAAAGGUAAUGUUUAUACAUAACAUGGCACUAUACCAUAUACGUGGUAGUGUAUCAUUACCUACGGUGUUCAGCUAUUGUAAGAAAGUCCAAGAAGUGUUUCCUUGCCUUUUUUUUCAUUGUUCCGUUCAUUUUUAAUGCUGAUUAUUUUCCGCAGGAGGUUUCUAAAGAGUUCUGCUCUUUCCAGGUAAGCUCGUUGUGUGCUUUUAGCUAUCUAGAGUUAAGAUAUUUUUACUGGAAAAAAACUGCAGGGGAAAAUGCAGCAAAAUAAGUGGAAUUAAUUAGAUGCUACCUUCUGCUCUGAUUACUAUGAAUCCAAAUUCAGUUGAAUUUGUAACUUUUCUAAUUAUUUCCCACUAGGUGAAUUUAUAACUCUUUCUAGAAGCAAAAAAUCUGUCCUGAGGUGCCGUUCAGUGCUUAUUCUUGAAUAUCUACUGUACAUUUGUAUCCAGGAAUAGACAUGACAUUUUUAAAUCUUGCCUUCAACGUUCCGCCAUCGUUCUGACUAUAAUUAGCCAUAUUAAUUUCAUUAGCAAGUUAUAGCUCAGUAAGAAUUGCUUAUAUGCUAAGCAUAUGUUUAUAUUUGCUGCCAUGAGUAACACUUUUUUUAGAUUUUUAGAAGUUUGUUAUUAUUGUCAAUAUCUUUUAAAUUUAGUUUUAAGUACAUGAGCCCAAAUAUAAAUCAUGUAUUCAAACACUGUAGCAAAAUUUUUAAGGUGGUCUUAGGUUUUUUUUUUCCAUAUGUUGAUGUUGGUAUUUGUGUGUGAUGUCGCUGAAUAUGAUUCCAAUAUAUGGUGUUUCCAGGCAGUUUUGAAACAGGUUAUUUUUUUGGUGUAACACUGCUGAACCGCAGAAUGUGUCUUACAUGACCUAAUAGUCUUUUUUUAAUCCAUACUGAGGUAAAUACUGUAAUUUUUUUUUCCUGUAUGUGUAGAUAAUGCCUCUAUAGUAAUCAACUGGGUAAAAUUAGGCAUCGGCUUUAUUAAGAAUAUGAUAUAAAACUGUUUGAGAGCUUUGUAAAUGGAGAGGCUUGCCUUAUGCAUAUUUUAGCAGAAAUAAAACAAUGUUUUAAUUAACA